AUGGACGACGAUGAUAGAGCUAACGCCCGUAUCGAUGAAGACUCCAAUGCCAGCUCCGACAAUGACCAGGACGAAGUCAUGGAGGAUGUAGACGAUGUCGAUGCCGAUGCCGACGCCGAUGCCGAUCAGGAAGUCGACCAAGAUGGUGACGGUGACGACGACAAUGACGACAAUGAAAACGAUGGCGAAGACGAUGACGAUGACAAUGAAGACGAUGAGGACAACCCCGACCAGGCCGACACACAAGCCAUUGACGAUGCCGACGCGAGCCAAAACGUCCAAAUAAAAGUAGAAGACGAAGGAGGCGAUGCGAAGCCCCUGCCGGAAGCGGAUUCUUCCAAAGGCCCCAACGGCACAAACGGCGCAGCACCUGGCGCGUCGCCCACGCGCUCCAAGUCCGCCACGCCAGGUCCCGCGAGAUGGAAGCCCGUAAUACGGCCCGAAGUGUACAGCGCGAAAGUGUACGACAUUAUACCGACCAUGGCGGCGCCACAAGCCACGAGCAUCAACGCCAUGGCCAUAACGCCCGAUCUGCGGUUCUGGAUGACGGGCGGUUCCGACGGCUAUAUUCGCAAGUACAGCGGGCCCGAGACCAUCAAUGGGAAGCAACUCCUCACGGUGGCGCAACGACACCCCUUCGUCGACAGCGUCGUCAAGGCUGGUGUUCUUGUCUCGUACUGGGAGAACGAGGAACCGCCGCAGCCGAACGCGCGGGGCGGUCCAGAGGAGCAUGUCAUGUCGCCCGUGUAUUCGCUGGCGAUCCACUCCCAGGCCCUGUGGCUACUGUCAGGCCUCGAGUCGGGCUGUAUAAAUCUUCAGAGCGUUCGCCACGACGAGGGCAAGCGCAUCCAUUCGCUCAAGCAGCACGCCAACGCCGUCAGCGUGUUGACGCUGGCGCCCGACGAGACGAGCGUCCUCAGCGGGAGUUGGGACAAGCAGAUUUUCGACUGGGACCUGAACCAAGGGGUCGUCAGCCGGUCAUUCCCCGGCAGUGGUGGUCAAAUUUCGGCCAUUGAGCUGCGACCGGCCAGGGGCAAUCCCUUCCCUGCAACGGCGGCCGAGGAGCCGGUCGUGAGUGACACUUUUUUCUCGACUGAUGAGAAGCGGGGGCUGCUCUCGAAUGGCGACCUGUUUUCCGGUUCCGGCGCCGGCGACGCUGGGGGGAUUGGUGGUGCGAACGGCGAUGCUGGAGAUGGGAUGGGUGAUGUGGCAUCUCCUGCUCACGAGAGUCUAUUUGGUGGCAGUGACGCCGGGUCGCUCUUUGGCGAGACUAUGGGAGGCGGUUUCGGAGGGGGUGACGAUGACGACGAGUUCUCGCAUGCUAUUGGCAUGUCGCUAGAAGGCGAUUCGAUGAAUGCUGGAAACGCGGAUGGAGGACCGACGGAUGCGACGAUGACUGGGAUGGACAGCACCAUGGGAGAUGUCGCUGCGGAACAACAACAACAACAACAACCCUUACAACCCUUGACGCAGGAUGCAGCUGCGACAAGUACGGCGCCAGACAGCUCCGGCCUAGCGGCUACUAAUACUACAGAUACCACUAAUACUACUCAACAUACAAGCGCCUCGAGCAUAGUUCCUACGACGAGCCAAGACGUCCCUUCCACCGCCACAACUUCUACUCAACCUACGACGACCACCAACUCCGCCCCCUCUACUGACGCAACAAUGACAGACAGCGCACCAACCCAAGACUCCAACAACCAAUCUACCAUCCCCGCCGCCACCACCACCACUACCGCAUCUACAGACAAUACCCAACAAGGAGGCACCACCUCGUCACCAACUCUAGUCCUUUCCUCCAACCCCACGACACAGCCCGAACCAGGCCAGCUUUCCUCAACAACCUUCUUCUCCGCCGGCAUGGACGGCACCCUCCGCAUCUGGGACCGCCGCGUCCCCGACCCCAUCGCCCGCAUCGUCCCCCAACGCGGCGUCCCGCCCUGGUGCAUGGGCGCCUGCUGGUCCCCCACCGGCGACCGCAUCUACGUGGGCCGGCGCAACGCCGUCGUCGAGGAAUUCGACAUCCACAAAGCCCGCAGCGGCUGGGCCCCCGAGCGGUCCCUCCGGUUCCCCGCGGGGAGCGGAGCCGUCAGCGCCGUGCGCGCCAUGCCCAACGGACGCCACUUGGUCUGCGCGUCGCACGAUAUCCUGAGGUUGUACGAUUUGGAGCACGUGGCGGCGGGGGCGACGGGGAAGCAAUCGACCGUGCCUUUUUUGAUCGUGCCGGGGCCGCCGAGGGCGGGUGUUAUCUCGGCGUUGUGGAUUGAUCCGACUUGUAGGUUUAUGUUGAGUAGUGCGGGGACGAGGGGGUGGGAGGGGACGUCGACGGAGGUGUUGAUUGGGUAUGAGAUUCAUGUGCCGGAGUAG
Molecule: messenger RNA, 2370 nt
Organism: Scedosporium apiospermum
Lineage: Eukaryota; Fungi; Ascomycota; Sordariomycetes; Microascales; Microascaceae
Product: Transcription factor spt8
Exons: 2
Coding region: 1-2370 (789 amino acids)
Molecular function (GO): protein binding
Source: RefSeq, a predicted model, not a curated record